GCAGGCCGCACACCAUGUGAGCCUCCACCGCGUCCACUCACAACCCCAACUUGUUGAUACACAAAUACGUGAUUUCACCUUCUAUAAACACUCGGACACUUGGAAAAAUUAUCGCGCGCCCUACCGCGCGACUUUAAAAAGUUGCGACUUAGUUUGCUGAAGUUUUUUCGGAAGCGCUUUUGAGAUUCAAGAUGUGGCGACUGAUCCCCAUGCUCUUGCUUGCCGCCGUGACCCUGUCGACAGGCGUGCUGCUGCCGCGACUGCCGCCGCUGCAGCCGGGCCCCGACCCCGCCGCCGACUCCCCUAUUGAUACACAUAGCACACUAACCGAAUGCGACGUCCUCAGGAGGCUAUUCAACAGUGAGGCCAACUGGAUGUUCGACACUGACAAUAAACAGUACAACGACUAUGUCACCAAGGGGGCGGCUAAUCUCCACCAUGAUAAUUAUAAAGACACAUAUCAACUUCAACCCCAAGCUUUGGAUCAGAACUAUUUACACGAGCAAAACCCUGAUGAGGAACCCCUCCACUAUGAAUUACCUCUACCAACUAUAAAAACGUUGUAUUUGCGAAACAAAGACGUAAUCAUACGGGACGAUCAAGCUUACUAUAUGUACGAUACGUAUAUGGCAACGACGAGUCCUUUUGAUUAUGUCCAAAAUCAUCAGAACUGCCUGUAUAAAGCUAUGGCAAGGCCUUCAUCACAUGACCUAGAUACAAGUAUUUUAGAAUGGCCAGCUGAACAAAAACUGAAUACGCAGGAAGUUAUGCCCUUAGUAGAACAAGUGGGUAAAAGAUUCGACUCAGAAGAAACGGGUGAAAAAGAAAUCCCUGACAUGGUAUUAAACGCAGGUGAAACAGGGGAGGUCCAAAAGAAGUUGUUCUCGUUCUGGAGCCGGCUGCAGGCGCUGUCGCACAAGGGGCGGCAGCUGCCCACUCGCCGGCACACCUUCGCCUUCUACGGGCCCGACGACACGCGGGACGGGCCCCUCACCGCCGAGACGCGCGCCUCGCACCUGCGCCCGCCCGGCCAGCCUCUCCGGUGGGGCUAAACACCCCAAACGAUUCAGUGUUCACAUCCAUCGGCCAACCAACACAAAGUACCUGACCCAUAUAAGGCCCACCUUAUUUAUUUUAAACACAAAAAGCUAGGUAUUUUUAGAAAACUACAACAAUAUUUAUUUCUUUUACAAGGGGGCAAAGUUGUUAUUUAACCGUACGUGCCAAUAUUGA
This is a messenger RNA of Leguminivora glycinivorella, 1233 nucleotides long. RefSeq lists its product as uncharacterized. The transcript is spliced from 3 exons. The record is from RefSeq and is a predicted model, not a curated record. NCBI's taxonomy places the organism in Eukaryota, Metazoa, Arthropoda, Insecta, Lepidoptera, Tortricidae. Bases 192 to 1052 code for a protein of 286 amino acids.